GUUCUCCUUCAGUUGAGAUCUACACCGGGAACCAGUCGGAACGCGUAAAGUGCGCGUCCGCGGUCGGAUCCACACACUCGGGACGGCAUCCAAAUCAACCCCGGAGGAGCUGUCAAAAAGCUGUGUUUGUGCGACAGCAAAACCCUGCCGAAAGAUCAAAUAUUCCGCUGGAAUUAGGAGGAUCUGAACAAAUCAGUGUCGUCGGUGAGUGAAGUGUGUUAUUUGUUGCAUUACAAAAGUGAAGAUGAAGCCAGUGGAGAGGGGAUUAACCAUCCGAAAUAGUCGGCGGGAGGCUAAUCAGCUUAAGUGAGCAUUAAUGUAUUCUUCACCAACAACAGUACCAAGGGAAAAAGCUUCAACACCAUCGUCAAACAUUCACCCUGCCACGCUUCACAGUUGACAACUUCAAUCAAUUUGCAGCGCGGUAAGGAUAACAUCCAAAAAGCGUAAAGAAAAGCACCCGGCAUGCCUGUGAACUCGCGCGCCGCGAAAAUGAAAAACGACGAAUAAAACACGAAACAAAAUACCAAACCAAAUAACUAGUAGAAGCACAGAGAAAAAAGCUUCCUCCAACGGAAGUGGAACAAAACACUUCCGCAUUGUCCUCCGGUUUGGAAAACUUCAUACACCGACGAGCGUCGAACAAAGAGACAGAGCGAGAGAGAGAGAGGAAAGAAUUUGCAAUCAGCCCGAAAGGAAAAAGCAAACGUGCAACACCUUUUUUGCCGCGGGAAAGGACUGAGCCCAUCACCAUCAUCGUCAUCGAGCACGGAAGCAUUCGGGCACAGGCACAGGUUGGAAUCCAUCUCCCAGACACUGGAGUACGCGAAGAAAAAUGUGUCUUCCCGUAACGAGCACCUGCUUCUCCUCCUUUUCAUCUGCUGCAAAUCGACCCGUCACCAGGUUUGGCCUGCUUUCCACCACACUGCCGCCCACGAACGGUGUGACACGCUCACGAUCCGUGCAACAGUGCCAGCCCAACCAGUCGCUUUUCAGUUAGUCUUUGCGAUGGUUUUGGACGCGCUCAUCGAUUCCUUCAUCUUCCCUUCGGUCUGCUGUCCCUUCUAACGCGCGCUACAGCCACUCCGGAAAGGCGUGAAGCACAUCCAGAAAGCAAGCUUCUUCACACUCACUUAAGGAUAAACCGGGACAGUGAAGGUGUGGGGUGAAUUAUUUCGAUCCCUGGUGGCUCGUUUUUUCCCGUUUCCGUUUUCCGCCAACCCUACACAACGCAACGGAAGCGACCGACAAAUGACACUAAAAUGAAAACGAUGCGUACAGAAUGAAGUGUGUCCGUGUGCUGUGGGUGAGGGGCAGCGAAUAAGUAGGUGAACAUCGUAAAACAAAACAAAAAAACAGGACUCCAAAGCGACGAGUCCGGAGUUGUUAGCUUUAACGCGAUGAACCAAAGCCUCGGCUCGAUGGCCUGAUAAAUGUCGUACGAACAGCCGUCGUCACCCACUCCUACUACUCGCGUGUGCUUGUGUAUGUGAUUCGUUUCAUUUUAGUGUGUGUGUCUGUGUGUGUUCUUUCGAAGAAAAGGGAACGGAACAACCCUUAAGUGACUGCGAGAACGAAUCUCUGCGCCUUACACCAAUGCAAACAGUGGCUGUCGUAUCAAAAGCACGCAAAAGCACGCGACUAUCGUGGCGCACGUGGCGCAGGACGCAGGACAGCUGGAACACAGUAGGCAAACAACAGGCGUGUUGAGUGUUAACGGCAAGAAAAAUCCAUUCAAAAGAUAACAGCGCACCCGCCAACAUCUUAUCACCAGCGCUUCGACAGCUUCGUUUCAGCCAGGGGAAAAAAAAACACUAAUAUGGCGUCAACAGCUUGUUCCACGGCGGUCACACCAGGCGGCGGAAGUAGUAGCCUCGGCGGUGGUGGAGGCGGAGGCAGUGCAGGAGGAGGAGGAGUAGGAAUCGCAAGCAUCAGCACUGGAGGAGGGGGCAGCAGCAGCAGUGGAGGCAAACGUUCUCGACUGAAUCUAGAAUCCAAAUGCUCGUCGCUGCGGAAACACCUGAGUAAGUCGGCGUCGGAGCUGAGCUGCAACGACUGUGGCGGUUCCGGUGACUCACCGCAGUCCUCACCGCAGCGGGCCCGUUCCGCCAACGUACCCACCAUACCGGCCGGUGUUCUACAGCGAACGCACGGAUUUUUCAACACACUAAGGCACCGAUGGUCACGGGGACGCAGUAAGGAACGACUUCGGGGGUCUCUUGGGCAAGACCUCGAGGGACGGCGCGACAGCCAGAGUGACUACGCGGCUGACAAUAGUUCGGCGGAGCAUAGUAGCUCCGCUACACCGCACCAGUCACCGCGGCAUCGUGCCCGGACAUUGGAAGACUCGCCACUGGCUAAAGGAGCGGAACGAAAUGCAACAAUGAGUGGCACGGGAGCGGUGGGGUCUGUCAAUGAGGGAGCAUCCUCGUCUGGGGUAGCGAGCGUGCUCAAGGUGCUCACUGCGAAGGUGGACGUGGAGGCGACCGCAGGACCUAGCGGAUUGAGUCAUUUGACAAUCGGUGGACUGCCCAAGGUUUCGGAAAUUGCUGGACCCAGUGGGAUGUCUGGACUGAGCCCGGCAGAAGAGCAACAACGAAGAAGGGAGACACAGCUUCGGCAACAUUCUUUCUUCCAGCUUCGCGUACAUCUUAUCAGUGGUCAUGGAUUGGUGGCAAUGGAUAAGAGUGGUACGAGUGAUCCCUACGUCAAGUUCAAAGUUGGAGGACGCCUGCUGUACAAAUCCAAAACCGUUCACAAAGACCUAAACCCUGUGUGGGACGAAACGUUCGUUGUGCCAGUGGAAGAUCCAUUUCAACCAAUAGUAAUUAAGGUAUUUGACUAUGACUGGGGCCUCCAGGAUGAUUUCAUGGGAUCGGCAAAGCUGUACCUCACCUCGCUGGAGCUUAACCGCGCAGAGGACCUCACAAUCAAGCUGGAGGACGCUCAGCGUGCUUCGAAAGACCUCGGCGAGCUAAAGCUAAGCGUCACACUGUGGCCAAAGACACAAGAAGACAAAGAGCAAUACUUUCAGCGCAAUCCCAAGCUGGCCGAUGCCUCCCGCCGGCUCAAGUCGCAGAUCUGGAGCUCGGUCGUCACGAUCGUGCUGAUCGAAGCCAAAGGACUCCCACCGGACGCUGAGAAUGGACUGAACGAUCUCUAUGUCAGAUUUAGGCUAGGAAAUGAGAAAUACAAGUCUAAGGCCGCUUAUCGGGCCCGCUGGUUGGAGCAGUUCGAUCUUCACCUAUUCGACGAUGAUCAGCUGCUGGAGCUGGUAGUGUGCGGGAAGUACAACACAUAUGGGAAGUGUACGAUCGAUCUGCGAGGGUUGGCUCGCGAACGCACGCACGGAAUCUGGCAACCGCUGGAGGAAUGUACCGGCGAGGUUCAUCUCAUGCUGACAAUCAGUGGCACCACCGCAUCGGAAACCAUCACCGAUCUGACGGCCUACAAGGAAGACUCCAAAGAACGCGCCCUCAUCCAGAGCCGAUACAUAUGGCACAAAUCACUUCAAAACAUGCGCGACGUUGGACAUCUUACGGUGAAAGUGUUCGGAGCGACGGGGCUAGCCGCAGCGGACAUCGGUGGUAAAUCAGAUCCGUUCGUCGUGCUGGAGCUAAUCAACGCCCGACUUCAGACGCAAACCGAGUACAAAACGCUCACUCCCAACUGGAACAAAAUCUUCACUUUCAAUGUGAAAGACAUGUCCUCGGUGCUGGAAAUCACCGUCUACGACGAGGAUCGCGACCACAAGGUGGAAUUCCUCGGCAAAGUCGUCAUACCGCUGCUAAGGAUACGCAACGGGGAAAAACGCUGGUACGCGCUCAAAGACAAAAAGAUGUACACCCGCGCCAAAGGCACCCAGCCGCAGAUUCUGCUAGAGAUGACGGUCAUGUGGAACAAGCUGCGGGCGGCACUGCGCGCUCUCGAGCCGAAGGAGGAAAAGCUGGUACAGCAGGAGGCCAAGUUCAAGCGGCAGCUCUUCCUGCGCAACGUCACCCGGCUGAAGGCCGUCAUUAUGUACUUUAUCGAAGUGGGACAGUUCGUGCAGAGCUGCUUUGAGUGGGAAUCUCCGAUACGGUCAUUUAUAGCACUCGUUUUAUGGGUCUGUGGCUGCAUCUGGUUCGAUAUCUCCACCAUCCCGGCCGUCGCCCUGCUGUACCUGCUGAAGAACUGGUUAAUUCGAUGGCUAACCGGAAGCUCCUCCCAAUCAACGGCGGACGAGUACGACGUAGCUAGCGACGACGAGGACGAAGAGGAUAAGGAGAAGGAGGAGAAGAAAACAAUCAAGGAACGGCUGCAGGCCAUACAGGAGGUGUCGCAGAGUGUACAGAACACGAUCGGGUACCUUGCCUCACUCGGGGAGAGUGUUAAAAACACUUUCAACUUCUCCGUACCGGAGCUCAGCUGGUUGACGGCUCUUCUGCUGCUGGCUGCUUGUCUAGUACUACACUACGUCCCGAUACGGGUGCUGCUGCUGCUGUGGGGUCUGGUGAAGUUCAGCCGGCGGAUCAUUCGGCCCCACAGCGUUCCCAACAAUGAGGUGCUCGACCUGCUGUCACGCGUACCGGACGACGAGGAGAUUAUCAUGUGGAGAGAGUUGCCGUUACACUCCACACCCGAACUGGCCCGGCGCGAUCCACGAAAGAAGCAUAAAGUGUCGUAAUGUUACCAAACUACCCUGAAGCGCUACUUUAGGGAUAAUCUCAAAAAGGCCCUGCACGUCAGCCGGGUCAAACCGAACGCAAAGGAUGUAUAAAAUGCAUCGAACGUGCGGCGAAGAAGAACGAAUCUCACACUGUUGCGAUGAAAUCUUGCUCCAAUUACUCGUUGUUCGCACAGCUAGCGCGUGACGGAUGCGCACCUUCUUCUUCUCCUAGCUGGAGCGUUCCUUAGGUUAGCUUCAAAUUCUUCCAUCUUCCAUGUUGCUAGUGCAGCAAAGUUUAUCAAAAAAAAACCCAAACUUAUCAAACGCUAAUCGUACCGCUACCUAAACCCCUUGCCUUGCCAGAUCGUAGUAACUAGAACAGGGCAGUCAUUCCAUUUCUAUCUCUCUCUUUCUCUCGAUAUUCUGUAGCAUCUCGUUCUCUUUCUAUGGGCUAGAAUGAAAUUUCGCUCUCUGUAGGUAACUUUCUUAACAGGCUUUUAUACUUUCUUCCAGGGAAGACAGACGGCUAGGAGUACCAAAUCUUAGUGAUAACGAUAUCAACACACAACCAACAAAGAAAACGAUGCAAUCGUCGAAAUUAGUAACUAGUAAAGCCGAAAAGAGAAGAAAAGAGUGCAUACACGUAAACAUGAGAACCCAUAAACCAUAAGGAUAAACCAUCUAUAGACUCAAUCAAAAUCUAGACAGUUUAGCUUUAGUCAAUAACCAUCAACAUCUAAAAAACGUCAGUCCUUUUAAGCGUCUUCUCUUUACAUUGCUUCCUUGACUAUUUACUAUCUAGCGAGUAGCGCGAAUCAAAGCCAACAUGCAUUGUGGUUCUUUCUCUCCCUCGCUCCUUAGCGUAGUCUUCGAACACGUUCAAUGUUUCCUCUUUCAAGCAGCAACACUUUCAUUGUUCGUCGGCCAAAUCGAUGGGAGCGAGUCCGCUGCCAAACGAUAAAUUCCGUCCAACGUAGAGACACAAGGCAAGGAAUGGGAGGUGGCACCAACAUACUUUAGCAACAGCACAGCACAGUCACAGGCUUAAUGAUUUCGUUGAGUUCGGGGGAAUGGAAAACAACAUUUGAGGGGAGGAAAGAAGCGAGCAAGGCUAUAGGAAAGAUUCAGAACGAAAACAAAAAUGGUGAUGGUAGCUAGGCAAACACAGCUUUGAGAAAUUUGAGAGAAUUUCUUGCGUAGGCGAACCCUUUUAUGUACUAGUUAGAGCAAUGUUUAUGACCAAAACACAGAUAUAGGUGGUGGAUGAUAGGCAUGCCCGCUGAGCUUAAUGAUUCAAUCGUGUACAUGUGACAAAUAAUUCGUAUUGAAUCUCAUUUUCGCAUCUUAAGAAAAUAAGUGAAGUCUAGCUGUAUCGAUUAUCUACAGAACGAUUGAGCACAUCAUAUAUUUUUUGCAUAUUUAAAGCACCGUUACGCAUUCGCUUAGCGUUCGCACCACACAAACAGUGCACUAAAAGACACAGUUUUAAUAAUGUUUCUUAGUACUUUGUUGUACUUUGUUGUUCAGCGUCAAUGCACCCCUAAGGUUAUUUAAUUGAUAUGCAUUGCUUCAAAAAGACGUACCUUGUUGCACAGGCCUUUCAAUUUAUUAUCAUAAUGCGGUUACGCAAUGCGAUAAAAUCAGUUACUAUGCACAGUUCUUGAUGUGAAAUGCCUCACACGUUAUUUGCACCAGCGAUCAACAACUAAAGCACAAGCCAUGGUUUAAAGUGAACUGAAAUUGAAAGCAGCAAUGUAUCUAAGAUAGCUUCACAGGACAGCUUUUCUUAAUGUAGCUAAGUAAAAUCUGUGUAAAAAUUAACUGCAAGCGAAAGAUCACAGCAACACCAAGCCACAAAAGAUGGAGGAUGUGAUUAAGAAAAGGCAUACAAAUAAUGCCUCACACACAGACACACCUCGUCAAUAUGAUUCCUUAUUAUCAAAGAGCACACAAACCUCUUUACUGUUAAUUAGCUAGAGUCAAAUUAUUUAGGCCAAACGUUUAAGUAAACUUCAUAGCGUAAUACGAACAAAACACCACAAACAAUCAAAUUGCGUACGGUAGGAAAGCGAAAGAGUGGACCAGGAAGAGGACAAAGCAGCUCUAGUUUUACUUACAGCUCUACUGUAUCUUUUCGUUCUUCACACACCAAAAGCAUUACGUUCCUAUAUUUGUUACUAUUGCGCGUAAACUUAACCAAACGAGAACUUCACUUUAUGUUACCCUUCGUACCGCGUUACCAAACGUACUAUAAGUUAAGCGUACACUAAACGUGCAAGCACCUUAAAAACCCGCGUCUCAUUACUUCUUCCCACUCAUGUGAUCUCAAGCUUACUACUACUUACUGAUUGCCACCGUGGCGGACGGUGGAGUAUAACAUUAACAGAGAAUAAUACUAACUUAAGUAAAGUAGCUGAACAAAUCCAGCGUAGUUAGGCGAUAUAAACAAAUUCAAAAUGCGCAUCAAGCACCGCAACAACACCCCCUUGUUGUGCGUGGAGUGUAGUUUCGAGUAUGUGUAAAAGUUAUUGACCAAAAUCGAAACACGAAAAGGGCGCAGCGCGUUAUUCCCAUAACUCUUAUCUUCUUAUCGUCACUGCAAAGUCUUCUCCCUUGUUUUCGAUUGCGACCAGAUCGCGUUUCAUUAGUCAAUCUUAAAGCAAGCACACACCAGAAGGAAAGGAGAGUUUCAUACAACUGCAACACGCCACAAUUGUACUUUCAUUCUUAAAAUCAUUGUGAUAUCGGGCAAACUAUGUUUCUUAUUCACUGUGCUCGUGAGGACAUCCUAGAGUAGAACAAAUUGUUCUUAUAUGAAUUUAACUAUUUUUUCUGUCUUCAUAUUAUGUGAUUAUCAGCCGUUAACACAGUUAAUUGAGAUGAGAUAGUUUAAACGAUUUACCUUUGGAACACUACUUUGCCUUCCCAUACAUAUUAACCUUAAUGAACUUGAUUUAAAGCAGCUUUCUAUGGCAGCAAAUGUAUCGAAAACGUAUCGCAACUAAUUCCCGUAAACACGCAUAAUAGAAUGUUAUUAGUGGCUAAUUAGGAGAAAACCCCCAAUCGUCAUUGACAUUUCGCGGACAAAAAAAAGGAUACAACAAACGAAAAAGUUAGCAAACUAUUUAAAAAAACUGAUUCUCUCUCUGCAAAAAUUCCCAUGUUGUUGCAAUCAUCCAUCUUCUAAAACACAAAGAGCAUACAUUUAUAGAAAUGGCAUCAAAUCUAACCAUUAAACAUAAGUAAAAUGAAUCACAGUUCACGCUCUCUUCAGUAUCACCAAUCAUUCAAGAAGCUUUAACUCACUCAAACACACACAGACGUUCUCACCACACAAUUGUCCCAUCAAUUGCAUAAGUAAGGUUAAACUAUUUAACAUAAACUCGACAGUCCCAUGCAUUCAUCGAUAUCGAAACGCAAACGCAAUGUAAAAACGAACAAACCCAAUCACAUUGAAUGUUCAUUCAUAGCAGAAGCAAAAGUCAGAUCAGGUCACUUACAUUGUGAAAAACGUGGAAACAAGAGAUUGUUUGUUAUGCUUAUUUGUUGUAACAAUAGACCACAUAGAAUGGCGCACCGAACAACGAUUGCCACGUGUAAGGGUGCACACGAAACGAAAUACCAAGAUUAUUACAGCGACAACCUCCUCACAGACGCAAACCUGGAGCAAUAGAUGUAAUCACACCGAUGGCAGGAAACGUGUUUUGUUUUCAUUCCCUCCCGCCCCUGUUUGGAGUUGUGUUAAGCGUUCGUCCGUUGGAUAUACAAUUUACCUUAACUUUACACACACAUACACACACAUACUGAUACGAUCUUAAAAUAAGCAAAAAGGUUUUUUUCAAUUUUUAACACUUUUUUUAGGUAAUAAAAAACCGGAACGAAUACACACAA
Molecule: messenger RNA, 8539 nt
Organism: Anopheles coluzzii
Lineage: Eukaryota; Metazoa; Arthropoda; Insecta; Diptera; Culicidae
Gene: Mctp
Product: multiple C2 and transmembrane domain-containing protein
Exons: 17
Coding region: 1820-4666 (948 amino acids)
Biological process (GO): regulation of neurotransmitter secretion
Cellular component (GO): synaptic vesicle membrane
Molecular function (GO): calcium ion binding
Source: RefSeq, a predicted model, not a curated record